Molecule: messenger RNA, 2091 nt
Organism: Candidozyma duobushaemuli
Lineage: Eukaryota; Fungi; Ascomycota; Pichiomycetes; Serinales; Metschnikowiaceae
Exons: 1
Coding region: 1-2091 (696 amino acids)
Biological process (GO): regulation of DNA-templated transcription; DNA-templated transcription
Molecular function (GO): DNA-binding transcription factor activity, RNA polymerase II-specific; zinc ion binding; DNA binding
Source: RefSeq, a predicted model, not a curated record
AUGAGCGACAAACCCAAACCACUCAAGGUCUUUGGCCGCUCCCACUAUGCUUGUACCCGCUGCAAGCUCAGCAAGAUCAAGUGCCUGGGAGAGAAGCCUGCUUGUGCUAAUUGCAAGGCCGUCAACAAGGAGCAGCAGUGUGUUUAUCCGCUGCGUGACCGCAAGAUUGUCAUUAUGGAGUCCGACUUGAACAAGCUCCAUGAGAAGGUCCGUAUGUUGGAGGACUUGGUGAAAUGCCAGGCGCUGUACUCAGACCAACAAAACCUGCUGUUUGAGCUGUCUUUGGUCCAGAAACGAACCUCCAAAGGCCUGGCCGCCGUGCCCGAGCUGUACUUGUUGCCUGAUGCCGAAAACGAUAGGGUUCCACUCAAACUCUUGCUUCUCUGCCGCCACCAGUUGCCCGAUCAACACUACACCUGGCAGUUGCUUAACGCCGUGCUGUUGACCUACUCCCGAGAGUUCUACAUCAUCGAUUUGGAGGCUCUCCACCCGUUGGUCAAUCGCAUCUACCUGUUUUUCCUGGUGCCCGACUUGGAAACCGUCCCGAUCCAGGACCACAUCCCGCUGCUUUCCCUCAGCUACUUCUUUGGCCUUUUGGCCUUUGGCGAGCAGAUGAAGAAUAUGACCUUGGAGCUGCUUCCUCCUUCCAUUCUCGCUGCUACGGGAGAACCUCACAAGUUCCCCGGCAUCGAAUACUACUCCACCGCCGCUCGCCUUUUCUCCUUGGCUCACGAGGAUAUGCUGGUUCAGUUCAUCCAAAACGCCUUGGUCUUGGGCUUGUACGUGUGCAACUUGAACCGCUACAACACCGUCAACAACUACUUUGGCGUCGCUGUGCGUUCGGCUGUGGCUAACGGCUUCCACCGCAAAAUGGCCACGCCCCGUUUGUUAUCGGAUGAGCAGCGGCGUGAACAUCUCAUUUUCGAAGAGAAGACCAAGCGACUCUGGUGGUCCAUUUUCGUCAUUGACGUUGUCUGGGCCGCCAAAAUGAACAUGCCUGCUUACAUUGACUACACCGACACCGAUGUGGCUUUACCCAACGACAGCCCGAUCUUGGACCUCAACGACAAUUUCAACACCGAGAUCUUGGAGGCAAACGUCCACUUGGCCAAGUUCAUCGCCAAGUACAACCGCUUGAUCUACGGGCCCAGCAUCCGCACCUUCACCAUGAACUACAUCAACACCGAGCAGUUCAACCAAAAGAUCCUCAUCAAAAACAUUAUCCACUCCCUCAACGACUUGCAGACCCUGUUUGAGACCCCGACGCUCUCCGACUACAAGCAUGUAAAUAUCAUCUCGCUGCCAGACAGAAACGUUGCCAACUUGUUCUUGCGGUACAACCAAAUGACCAUCCUCAUCGCAAAGCCUUUGCUUUCGUUGAUCCUCAACAAGGGCAAUCGCUCCCUCAUCAACGAGCCGGCAAAGGUCAUGGACUCUAUAGCCACUAUCGCAGCUUCCUCUGCUCGCUCGGUUGAGACUCUUCUCAAACUUUACGAGUACAACAAGCUUUUCGUGUUGGGUUUCUGGGACAGUCAGCAUUUAUUGUCUGCCGUGCUUCUUCUUGUGAUGGCCUCUGUUGCUGGUGUUUACUACGAAAAUCUCAACAAGGCCACCGCUUUGCUCAAGUACAUGGCAGAAAACCAGAACAUCAACGCUAUAAAUGCCAUGGAGAAGCUCGUUCAGGUGAACGGCUUUUUAAGCCGAAUUCCUGAAAUAAGUCUCCGAUUGGAUCUUGAGCUGGACAUUACGAGAUUUGUGAACAAAAAAUCUCCCUCGAUCAACGAUCAGCCCAACGGGCACACUGUGCCGUUCUUCAACCCGUUUUCGGAGUUGGCCUUGGACACUAACUACCUCAGAAACAUCCGGUCACCCGAUAUUCCGCUUUACGAGCAGUUUGGCUUCCACAAAAUGAGCCAACCUUCGCAAGAAGCUUUUUACGACAUGAUUACGACGCUACAAAGCUGGGACAACUUCCGUGGGCUCCCCAUCCAUGUGUAUGGCACUGGGGUGACCAGCGAGCAGGAGCCGCAUCAGCAGAACCAAAGCCAAGCCACCAGCAACUUCAAAAUAGGCAACAUCAUCCAAGGAUGA